AACUACAACAACCACCACAACGACUACGACAACCACCACGACCACAACUACAACAACUACCACGACAACUACAACAACGACUACGACUACGACAACCACCACAACAACCACCACCACAACGCAACAACGACAACAACAACCACCACUACAACAACAACGACAACAACCACUACAACAACUGCAACAAUGAACACCUUGCUUUGUGCAAGUUGUGCCGACCUCGCCAUUGUGCCCGA
Mesorhabditis belari is the source of this 236-nucleotide messenger RNA. The record is from the annotation of a GenBank genome assembly. Lineage: Eukaryota; Metazoa; Nematoda; Chromadorea; Rhabditida; Rhabditidae.